Molecule: messenger RNA, 492 nt
Organism: Ostreobium quekettii
Lineage: Eukaryota; Viridiplantae; Chlorophyta; Ulvophyceae; Bryopsidales; Ostreobiaceae
Source: the annotation of a GenBank genome assembly
AUGUCGAGGAACAGGCAUGACUUCGACCACCUGAUCAACCUGCUGCUGAUCGGCGACAGCGGAGUGGGGAAGAGCUGCCUGCUGCUGCGGUUCUCGGACGACACCUUCACCACCAGCUUCAUCACCACCAUAGGGAUCGACUUCAAAAUCAAGAGCAUACGCCUGGACGACAAGUUGGUGAAGCUGCAAGUGUGGGACACCGCGGGCCAGGAGCGCUUCAGGACGAUCACCAGCGCCUACUACCGAGGCGCCAAGGGGAUCCUCUUGGUGUAUGACGUCGCCGACGAAGGGUCGUUCAAGAACGUCAGGAACUGGAUGCAUAAUAUUGAGCAGCAUGCAUCAGAGAAAGUCAGCAAGAUUUUGGUCGGCAACAAGAGUGAUAUGGGCAAAGCCAGUAGGGCAGUGUCCUACGGAGCUGGGGAGCAGCUCGCCCGGGAGUAUGGCAUACCUUUCUUUGAGACCAGUGCCAAGACUGGUAGCAACGUAGAGGAG